Molecule: messenger RNA, 3081 nt
Organism: Acanthisitta chloris (rifleman)
Lineage: Eukaryota; Metazoa; Chordata; Aves; Passeriformes; Acanthisittidae
Product: multidrug resistance-associated protein 1-like
Exons: 20
Biological process (GO): transmembrane transport
Cellular component (GO): membrane
Molecular function (GO): ABC-type transporter activity; ATP hydrolysis activity; ATP binding
Source: RefSeq, a predicted model, not a curated record
GAGACCCAGAUGAAACAUAAAGAUGAGAGAGCCAAACUCACCAAUGCCAUUCUCAGUGACAUUAAAGUAAUCAAACUGUAUGGCUGGGAGAAAACCUUCAUGGAGAAAGUGCUUGGUAUUCGGAAGCAAGAACUUCAGGCCCUGAAAAGAUCUCAGAUUCUCUUCUCAGCAUCCCUAGUUUCUUUCCAUUCAUCAACUUUCCUGGUUGCAUUUGUCAUGUUUGCUGUGUACACUCUGGUGGAUAACACACACAUCCUGGAUGCUCAGAAGGCCUUUGUGUCUUUAACACUGAUCAACAUUCUCAACACUGCGCACUCCUUCCUGCCAUUCUCCAUCAAUGCUGUUGUCCAGGCCAAAGUUUCUUUAAACCGCUUAGCAGCUUUUCUGAGCCUGGAAGAACUGACUCCUGAGAGCUCAAGCAGAAGCACUUCUGACUGUGGUGAGAUUUUCUUCCAGGCAAGUAUCACCGUAAAAAAUGGGACUUUUUGCUGGAGCAAAGAAACUUCUCCCUGUCUUAGAAGGAUAGAUCUUACUGUGCCCCAGGGCUACUUGCUUGCUGUAGUUGGCCAGGUGGGUGCUGGAAAGUCCUCCUUACUGUCAGCACUACUUGGUGAGCUGGAGAAGAUGGAUGGCUGUGUAACCAUGAAGGACACUGCAGCUUAUGUCCCCCAGCAAGCUUGGGUACAAAAUGCUUCUGUGGAAGAUAAUAUCCUCUUUGGGAAAGAGAUGGAUGAAACAUGGUUCAAUAGAGUGAUAGAUGCUUGUGCACUGCACCCUGAUUUGGAGAGCUUCCCUGCAGGGCAGAAGAGUGAAAUAGGAGAGAAGGGAAUAAAUCUAUCUGGAGGGCAGAAGCAAAGAGUGAACCUUGCUCGUGCUGUGUACCAGAAAGCUUCAAUUUACUUACUCGACGAUCCUCUCUCAGCUGUUGAUGCCCAUGUUGGACAGCACAUUUUUGAACACGUUCUUGGACCCAAUGGCUUACUGAAGGACAAGACUCGUGUGCUGGUGACUCACACAGUCAACAUUUUGCCUCAAGUGGACAAAAUUGUUUUUCUGGUGGAUGGAAUGAUCUCAGAAACUGGUUCUUAUCAAGAACUUCUACAAAGAAAUGGGGCAUUCACAGAAUUUCUUCAUUCACACAUGACUGUGGAAGAGAAGGCAUGUGCUGGUUUUCCAGGAGACACCAAAGGCACCAUCACCUCUACAAAUGGUCCAUCUCAGAAGAAACUCUUUAGUGGAAAUUCAGUCAACUCCUCUGCUGUGGGAAGGGAGACCAUUCCUGCAAGUCAAGACUGUACCACUGCUGCAGCCACCAAAGGAAGAUUAACCAAGGGAGAGAAAAUUCAGCAUGGCAGGGUUGACACUGGGGUUUAUGCAGCCUACCUGAAGGCGACAGGCUUACCCCUGUGUGUGUACAUCGUUCUGUCUUUCGCGUGUCAGCAAGCUGUGUCGUUCUCCCGGGGUUACUGGCUCAGCAUGUGGACAGAUGACCCUGUUUACAAUGGGACACAACAGCACACAGAGCUGAGAGUUGGAGUGUUUGGUGCAUUAGGAGUUGUUCAAGCCCUUGGCAGGUUUGCCUCCACAACAGCAGUUCUGCUGGGUGGUGUGUUGGCCUCACACCAGCUCUUCCUGCAGUUGCUGAGCAAUGUCACUAGAUCCCCAAUGGUCUUCUUUGAGCAAACACCCAUUGGAAACUUGCUGACCCGCUUCUCCAGGGAAAUGGAUGCUAUUGAUUCUGUCAUCCCUGACAAGCUGAAGUCCUUGCUGGGAUUUCUGUUCAACUUACUGGAGAUCUACAUUGUGAUUAUAGUGGCAACACCAUGGGCAGCAAUGGCCAUAGUGCCCCUGACUGUUCUUUAUGCUGCAUUCCAGCACUUCUAUGUCAUCACCUCCUGCCAGCUGAGACGCAUGGAGGCUGCCAGCAGGUCACCCAUCUACUCCCACAUUUCAGAAACUUUCCAAGGGAGCAGUGUGAUCCGUGCUUACAAGGACCAGGAGAGGUUUGUUUUGAAGAGCAAUUUUCUAGUGGAUGAGAAUCUGCGGAUAUGCUUCCCUGGAGCAGUUGCUGACAGGUGGCUUGCUACAAACCUGGAGUUUCUAGGCAAUGGCAUCGUGUUGUUUGCAGCACUGUUUGCAGCAAUGGGCAGAGCACAUCUUAGUCCAGGAACUGCUGGCUUCUCCAUUUCAUAUGCUCUCCAGAUAACUGGUGUUCUGAACUGGCUGGUGCGUUCCUGGACAGAAAUAGAGAACAACAUUGUUUCUGUGGAGAGAGUGAGAGAAUAUUUGAGGACUCCUAAGGAGGCACCCUGGACUAUGAGUGACAAACCUGAAGGUCAAGUUUGGCUCACUGAAGGAAUGAUUGAAUUCAGAAACUACAGUCUGCGAUACAGGCCAGAUCUGGAGUUAGCACUGAAGCAUCUCAGUCUGACCAUCAACGGGCACGAGAAGAUUGGCAUAACUGGAAGAACAGGAGCUGGGAAAUCUACUCUUGCUGUGGGAUUGCUGCGAUUAGUGGAAGCUGCGGAAGGAGCAAUCCUAAUUGAUGGACAGGAUAUUGCUCAGCUAGGUCUCCAUGACCUUAGAACCAAGAUAACUGUCAUUCCCCAGGAUCCAGUUUUGUUUUCUGGCUCUCUAAGAAUGAACCUCGACCCAUUAAACCAAUACACUGAUGCAGACAUCUGGACAGCUUUGGAACUGACUCAGCUCAAGAACUUUGUUGCAGAUUUGCCAGAGCAGUUGGAAUAUAAGUGCACUGAACAAGGGGAAAACCUAAGCACUGGUCAGAGACAGCUGGUUUGUCUGGCCAGAGCACUUCUGAGGAAAGCCAAAAUCCUCAUCCUAGAUGAGGCCACAGCAGCAGUAGAUUUAGAAACUGAUCUCCAGAUUCAGUCCACGCUGAGGACUCAGUUCAGAGACAGCACCGUGUUAACGAUAGCUCACCGGAUAAACACCGUCAUGGACUGCGACAGGAUUUUAGUCCUGGAAAAUGGUGGAAUAGCGGAAUUUGAUACUCCAGAACACUUAAUAGCUCAGAAGGGACUGUUCUACAGACUGCUGGAAGAAUCAGGCCUUGCAUGA